This is a messenger RNA of Xiphias gladius (swordfish), 2119 nucleotides long. It is a transcript of the gene dixdc1a, whose product is annotated as DIX domain containing 1a. The transcript is spliced from 16 exons. Gene Ontology annotation, cellular component: cytosol. Lineage: Eukaryota; Metazoa; Chordata; Actinopteri; Istiophoriformes; Xiphiidae. Gene Ontology annotation, biological process: canonical Wnt signaling pathway. The record is from RefSeq and is a predicted model, not a curated record. Bases 241 to 1635 code for a protein of 464 amino acids.
GGGUCUUUCAAGUCCUGCUGAUUCACACGAGUCAAACCGAAUUUGAGGCAGUUGUGUCAGAGUCGUUUAACGUAACGACUCCAGAGUGCGACGUGGAGACUCCUCUGGUUGCUGCUUUCAGGGCUGCUCCCCUCCCUGCUGCCUCUGGCUGUGUUUGGGCUAUGGUCCUAACUGAGAAGCAGGGCAUCACCCAGAUGCGGCGCUCCGACUGUAUGGGAGGUUAAGCCUGUGAACACCAGCAUGGGAGCCAAACAGAUGAAAUGUCUCAGCUCAGCCAGCCCUGCUCACUCCCCCAAAGAGGAGUAUGUUAUCACCCAGUCCGCUGACACCCCUAAAGAAGACGCAGUCCAUGAUCAGUCAGAGGACCAGGGGGAACCUCGGGACGACAAAUCUGAGCUGACAGAGAAGAAAUCUGUCACAGAGGAGGUGUCUCUCUGUGGAUUGUGUCCCUCCCUCGGGCACAAUGGGCAGGAGGAAGAGAAGUCCUGGGAGGAGCAGCUGGACGCCCACCAGGAGCAGCUGGAGAAAGAGAUGCAGGAGGCAAGGAGGAUGGUGUUCCGCCUACAGGCUUUGCUGCUCCAUGGCUCCCUCCCUGAAGAGGACCAGGACGGAUCUGUGAGCUUCGGAGACAACCGGGCUAACACUGAACAGCAGCUGGUUUUAAUCCGCAGUCGUCUGGACCAAAGCAUGGAGGAAGCCCUUGAUCUCAAGAGGGAACUCCUGAGACACAAACAGGAGACACGCCACAUUCAGGCCAUCAAGGAUGCUCUGCAACAGCGCCUGGCAGUGCAGGAGGAUGCUGUGCUGCAGAUAAAGCAAGAACUACUGAGAUGCAACAUGGCCAAAGAUCAGCUGGAAGGAGAAAAUGCAGAGCUCAAACGCAAGUUGAGUGAACGGAACAAAUUACUCAGUGAAUAUGAGCAGCAGCUCGGGAGGAAGGACAGAAUACUGCAGCAACAGCAACAAAAGCUCGAUGAAGCUCAGCAUAAAGCACAUGAAGUCAGCCUUGCACGGUCAUUCAGGGAUGAAUGUGGUGGUUGCAGUAAAUCCGUGGCUUCGACAUCUCCUCCAGCAUUCCAACACAAUGCACCGAGUUUGUCGCAGGGUGAAGAGCUGCAGCUGGUCAGGGAGGCACUUCGUAGUUUGAGGGACAGUUUUUCCGGCCACGAUCCCCAACAUCACACCCUGGACACUCUGGAGCAGGGGGUGUCCAGUCUCAUGGACCGAUUACACUCUUUGGACACCCAGCGCAGACAGGACAAAGGGGAGGAAUUUAAAUCACCAGGACGCAGAGCCAACUCGACAGACCGUGACUCCUGGCCGCCGAGCUCAAAAAUGGCGCACUCACACAGCAGCCCGGGAUUGGACACUGCUGUCUCCACUAAAGUGCUCUACUUCACUGAUCGCUCGCUCACUCCAUUUCUGAUUAACAUCCCAAAAAGGCUGGGUGAGGUGACACUCCGAGACUUCAAGGCCGCUGUAGACAGACAGGGCAGCUUCAGAUACCACUUCAAGGCCCUUGACCCGGAGUUUGGCACAGUGAAGGAGGAGGUAUUCCAGGACGGAGCAGUUGUGCCUGGCUGGGAGGGGAAGAUUGUAGCGUGGGUGGAGGAGGACCACGGAGAGAGGAGAUAGAGCCCAAAAAACCAGAGAUCACCACAACAAACCUCAGUUGUUCCCACUGGACCAGGAUUUCACUGAAAAAUGCUUGUGAUGCCGUAAGAAAGGAUAGUUAUAAUACAGUUAACUGGGACCAAUGAAUUUAACACCAUUUCAGUAUAAAACCAUGUUUUAAAAUUGAAUGUUUCAUAUGAAGAAUUUGACUUGAAAUUGACAUUUGGAUACGAUUUUUUUUUUUUUUUUUGAGGGAAUGUUUAUUAGACAUUCUUUGCAGCUCAUAAAUUAAUAUGUGGGGCUACCAAUUAAUGGUCAGUAAUAUCACUUGAAACUCUGAAUUAUAAAGAAAGUUAAUGUGAUUUACAAUAAAUAACACGUGAUAAGCUGUGCUCUAAAAAGCUGUAAUCAGUGCAUAGUAUGCAACCCUUUCAAUAAAAGUGUUGACUGACAUUUUUCACACAUUCCAGAUUGCCAAAUAGUGAAGUUGUUGUUCUGCAUAAAU